This is a messenger RNA of Triticum dicoccoides, 531 nucleotides long. RefSeq names its product pathogenesis-related protein PR-4-like. Lineage: Eukaryota; Viridiplantae; Streptophyta; Magnoliopsida; Poales; Poaceae. The transcript is spliced from 2 exons. Bases 1 to 471 code for a protein of 156 amino acids. The record is from RefSeq and is a predicted model, not a curated record. Gene Ontology annotation, biological process: defense response to fungus; defense response to bacterium. Gene Ontology annotation, molecular function: RNA nuclease activity.
AUGGCAACAGAGAUCGCGGCCACUGGCGCAAGAAUGCCGGUGUCUGUGCUGGUUCUCGUGGCAUUGGUCGUGGUCUGCCUGUCCGCCAACGGGGCGGCGGCGCAGCAGGCGAGCGGCGUGGCUGCAACGUACAACCUGUACAGCCCAGAGAAGAUCAACUGGGACCUGCACGGCGCCAGCGUCUUCUGCGCGACGUGGGACGCCGACAUGCCGCUGGCGUGGCGGCAGAGGUACGGCUGGACGGCGUUCUGCGGCCCCGCCGGCGCGCACGGCCAGCCGUCCUGCGGCCGCUGCCUCCAGGUGACGAACAGGGCGACGGGGGCGCGGGCGGUGGCGAGGGUGGUGGACCAGUGCGGCAACGGCGGGCUCGACCUUGACGCCGCCGUGUUCCAGCAGAUCGACACCAACGGAGGCGGCGCCGCCAACGGCCACCUCGUCGUCGACUAUGAGUUCGUCGGCUGCCAAGACUAAAUGUGCUUGGGAAAUCAGUAGCCCCGGCAAGAAAUAAAACGCAGUCGAAAUUAAUACUAC